Messenger RNA from Camelina sativa (false flax), 559 nucleotides. RefSeq names its product thioredoxin-like 3-1, chloroplastic. Gene Ontology annotation, cellular component: chloroplast stroma. The record is from RefSeq and is a predicted model, not a curated record. Lineage: Eukaryota; Viridiplantae; Streptophyta; Magnoliopsida; Brassicales; Brassicaceae.
UUGGAGAAGAAGUGUGGGUUUUGUGUGAGGAGGGUUCACAGUAAUGAAAAGCUUGGGAAGUCACAUAUGGAGAAAGAGUGGAGACGAAAAGCCUUCUGGUCAUCAAACACAUAUCAGCUCACGACUGUGGAGAUGGAACCCAUUAACAACGUUGAAGAGCUUGAUGCUGUUCUCUCUCACGCUCGCCAACUCUCUCAGCCUAUCAUCAUCGAAUGGAUGGCUUCUUGGUGUCGAAAAUGUAUUUACUUGAAGCCUAAGUUGGAGAAAUUGGCGGCAGAAUAUAAUAACCGAGCAAAGUUUUACUACGUGGAUGUAAACAAGGUCCCUCAAACACUGGUGAAACGUGGAGACAUUUCGAAAAUGCCCACCAUUCAGUUAUGGAAGGAAGAUGAGAUGAAAGAGGAGGUGAUAGGAGGUCACAAAGGAUGGCUUGUCAUUGAAGAAGUUAGAGAAUUGAUCAACAAAUAUGUCUAAUCUUCACUUUCCCCUUCCUUUUUUUUUUUUGUCUUCAAUUGAUAUGUACAGUCAGUUUUCUUCUUUCCUUUAUUUACUAUCUAUA